This is a messenger RNA of Rodentolepis nana, 444 nucleotides long. NCBI's taxonomy places the organism in Eukaryota, Metazoa, Platyhelminthes, Cestoda, Cyclophyllidea, Hymenolepididae. The record is from the annotation of a GenBank genome assembly.
AUGCCAAUAUCACUCAGACUGAUACAAACCCAGUUUAACUACCUGGCAACAAAGGCUCGACAGGAUAGUCAAGCGACAAUGUCGGGCUAUCUUUGGAAGAAAAACUCAGUUUCUGGCAAAUGGCAACAGAGGUACUUUGUUCUCUAUCAGAAUCUUUUGUUUCAAUUUGAAUCCGAUAAAUUGGAUAAGGCGCCAUGUGGGAUGGCCUUGCUAGAAGGAUCCUACUGCGAGAAGACACUUGUUCUUCGCACCUCUCGUGAUACACGCACCGCGCCUCAACACGAACACUGCUUCACAAUAUGCUAUCUGCCUAAACGGAAGAAGUACUACGAACUCCGAGCGAACAGUGAAGAAAGUUGCGAUGAUUGGGUUGCAGCCAUUCGGUGUGCAAGGUAUCGUUAUGCAAAAAUAUUAAAUACUUAUCAGUUAUAUUUGAAUGUUUGA